AUGGAGGUGAUCCCGCGUACCUUGAUCGAGAACUGCGGUGGUAGUCCGAUCCGCAUCCUAACACAACUCCGCUCAAAACACGCUGAGAAGCAGCAUAGCUGGGGUGUGGACUGCGAUACCGGCUCAAUAAUCGACGAGAAGAAGGAAGGCGGGAUUUGGGAGCCGACAGCGGUGAAAAUGCAGAGUAUCAAGACGGCGGUGGAGAGCGCGUGUCUGCUGUUGCGGGUGGAUGAGAUCUGUGGGGCGAAGAGCGCGCAGCAGGGUGGUGGGAAUAUGGGUGCUGGUGGAGGUGGUGGGGAUGACUGA
Messenger RNA from Cyphellophora attinorum, 306 nucleotides. Its product is annotated as T-complex protein 1 subunit gamma. Gene Ontology annotation, biological process: protein folding. The transcript has a single exon. The coding region runs from base 1 to 306 and encodes 101 amino acids. Gene Ontology annotation, molecular function: ATP-dependent protein folding chaperone; ATP binding. Gene Ontology annotation, cellular component: chaperonin-containing T-complex. The record is from RefSeq and is a predicted model, not a curated record. Lineage: Eukaryota; Fungi; Ascomycota; Eurotiomycetes; Chaetothyriales; Cyphellophoraceae.